UCACUCCUCCACCCCCACCCCCACCCCAGCCAGAUCCUGUCCACGCCUCUGGGGUUAAGAAGACUUCCAUCGUAGACUGUGAUCAAUUUGUGGAAUACUUUGUCUCUUUGUUGCGCUCCCCCCACUUUCCUCCUGCCCUAACCACCCCAGAGAGGGCAGGGGGCGCUGAGGCUCAUACCAGGGCAACAGGCCCUAACCCUGGAGGGGAGGAGAUGAGGGGUGACUCAAAAGGUCAUGCCAUCGCCAUAGUGGCGGCAUUACCCAACCCGCUAAAAAGGAAGCUAUCCCUUCAGGAACCCGAGAACAGAGACCCCUGGAACUACGAGAGCCGACAGUUCACCCCCAACUUCCAGAACCCUAACCCCAACUUCCAGAACCCUAACCCCAACUUCCAGAACCCUAACCCCAACUUCCAGAACCCUAACCCCAACUUCCAGAACCCUAACCCCAACUUCCAGAACCCUAACCCCAACUUCCAGAACCCUAACCCCAACUUCCAGAGUGUUACCCCCACUGCCAAUGCCACACUAGCCCAGGGGGGUUACACUGGAGGGGUUACAGUUUCCUCUAGCCCUAACCCCACUGACCCACAGCCCCCAGAGAUUCUACCUGGUUCCACCUACCCUGGUUCCACCUACCCUGGUUACACCUACCCUACUUACACCUACCCUGGUUCAGGUUACGCUGGAGUUGUCAGUGUUAGUCAGUUCACUUCCAACUCCCCCAUUAACCCUAUCCCCAGCCCCAGUAACACACAGUCACAGGCAAGGUGGUCUGGGGGCAACUGGGGAACAGGCUACCCAGGGGCAGGCUAUGUUACAACGGGUCAAGCUGGUACAUCCUACCCUGGAGCUGUCUCUUCUGGAAGAGGAGCGGGCUACCCUGGAGUUCUGCUCUACCCAGAGAUGGGCUACUCAGACAUGGACUACUGUGGACAGGCUUACCCUAGGUCUGGGACUGGACUCGGCUCUGCUGGGACUGUUAUGCCCCCAGGAAGCCUCUACUCUACCACACCAUCUCCAGCCAACCCCAGCUAUUUGGCCUUGACCCAGCCAUCAUUUGACCCAGCCAGCUACUCCGCCUGGACUGCUACUGUCACCGGGGUUGCCAUUGAAACCAGCACAGCAGAGUAUCUGCCACGCCCUCAGUGAGGACCCCGCCGGCCUGGAUAUCCUUAAUGUGAAGCACUGACUGCUGGACAAUCGCUGGACUUGGAGGAGAUGCACACACAUAUACACACACACACAGAUUGAUAAAGUAAAAUUUUGUUACCAAAUGUCAGUUUUAAAAUGAACAAUUCUUGGUUUUCCUCUAUUUUGUAUUACUUAAAGGUAACCCUCUUGCCAGAGCGUAAUCUGUCACUGGUGGCUCAGCAUAAGUAGUUACAGCCCUGUGGGAGGGGCCUAAUCUUGUCAGAACAAACUCCCAUCCAAUCACUUGAAAGCUGUUUAGUUUCCAUGACUACUGAUUGUGGCAUAAGAGGAGCAAAAAUAUUUUUUUGUUUACUACUAUUUUUUUACAUUUACUUUUUUAAAGAUACAAGACAGUAUAUUUUAAUUGCAAACUAAGCAAAUGUUAUACUCAAGUAAUGGUCACCAUUUAAAUAAGGCAUAAAAGAUUCAGUUGAUGUUUUCUUAAAUGUGGAUUAUUAUGUUUAAUGUGAAUAUUAUUUUUGUAUCUUAUACGUUGGUAGCCCUUUACACUCGUACCCGUAUACAGGUAAAAAAUGGCAGAUUUGGGGCACUAAUAAGCUCCUAAAUUGGAACGUAGUGGCUGUACAGUAACAUGCUAUACAUGACGUCAGAGCUCUGGCUGUGUGCCUCCCAGCGCUGUAUGGGUUUUGACUGACAGCCGUUCUGAAUUUGAGCACCGUGCACAACAAGAAGUUGCCCCCAUCCCUCCCGGUAACUGGCCAGCUUUUGAAAUGUUUUUGUUGUCUGAGUGAGCAAAAUGCUAUAAAUUAAGAUUACUAAUUUUGAAAGAUGAGAAUUUGAGGAUUAUAAUAAAUACCGCUUUGAUGUCAUACAAGCAAGCUAAACACCUGUGAGUCCAAAUGUGCACUUCACAUUUCCACAUCAUAAAACUCAUGUUUACUACAAUAUCAACGUUUAGCACCACCAUGUUUGAUGUAGUUACAAGAUGACAUGGCAUCAUACCCUGGGUUGUUCUGAACAGAGUGAGCCUGUGUUUGUUUAUUGUGAAGAAAACUAGAGGCUGCACACGCACCUGAAUGCACUCAUGACUCCUUUCUAUGCGCCCCAACAUUACCAUCUGUUUCUCUGAACUGCCUUGUGAAAGCCUAACACUGUAAGAUUGUAUUUUAGAACAAAUGUUGGCAAUAGAACAUGCUUCCAAAUCAUGCCCACAUUGCAAUUUAUAAUGGACUGUUUUUGGAUUGCGUAAACAACAGCAGUAAUUGUGUGAUGGCGGGAAUGCAGGGUUGUGUUCCAAAUGAAACAACUACAAGUGUGCUUGCUCUAGUUCCUCAACAGAACAGCUAGGAGAGGUCAAAAAACACCUAGUUGAAGACUCUUCUUUGAGUCAUAAAAGUGCAUUGAAAUGACUUAGGAACUGUGGACACGUUGGAGAGGUGUGUGACCACUUGGAGACACCAGUGUGUCCUCUCACUCAAACCCUUGUGUUGUUUUAUGUUGCACCUUUUCCUACAUUUUCCAGGAAUAGUCUUGUCAUGUUACUGAAUGUAUCCAGAGUGUCAUCAAAUGCUGUGGAAAAUACAGUAAAUGUCAAAUGCACAUAUAAGCAACAGUGUAAUGUUUGGAAUCAGUCUUGUUAGAUGAACUGUUGGACUCACCUUUGGUCUAAUCAUUUUCAUAUUAUCUCCAAACUUUUCCCUUUCAAUUGCUACCAUGGUUAUGCAUAUGCUUUUCAUAUUUAUUCUGUAAGAAACAUUUACAUUUAGCCCUAACCGUAUAAGCCAAUAAAACAAUGCUAUGCCUCGGCCCUAAACUGUGUGUGCACAGGGGCAGGCUGGCUUGCGCUAAAGA
Messenger RNA from Salmo salar (Atlantic salmon), 3005 nucleotides. NCBI's taxonomy places the organism in Eukaryota, Metazoa, Chordata, Actinopteri, Salmoniformes, Salmonidae. The record is from RefSeq and is a predicted model, not a curated record.